Messenger RNA from Ascochyta rabiei, 795 nucleotides. RefSeq lists its product as uncharacterized. The transcript has 2 exons. The coding region runs from base 1 to 795 and encodes 264 amino acids. The record is from RefSeq and is a predicted model, not a curated record. Lineage: Eukaryota; Fungi; Ascomycota; Dothideomycetes; Pleosporales; Didymellaceae.
AUGUCUGAAGCUUGCUGCACCUGCGCUACGCUGCUAUCGUCCAUUCCACCGACCUACGAUGAGAAGACCGAGAAGCCAACGCAGUUCGAGCGCCGGCUUGAGUGCUGCGGUCGUGCCAUAUGCGCCCGCUGCUUGACCGAUAACCCACGAUUUGCAAGCUAUUGUCCCUUCUGCCAGAUAUCGACCGGUCCUUCCGCGUUGCCAGCACAAGGCCUACGCGACCCUCCUACAUAUUCGCCACACGCCGAUGGUCAAGCGGAUGAUGAGUUGCCACCCUACACAGCACACAAUGCGCUGCAACCGCCGUGCGAGAAGAAGACGAGCACAGAAAAUGCACCCGAUGUCCUACACUUUGUCGAUCAGAACAACGAUACAAUAGCAUCGCUAUCGCUGGCCUAUGGCGUACCUCCAGAUGCAUUGCGCCGUGCGAACAAGAUGUUUGCAGAUCAUCUUCUAGCAGCGCGCAGAACCGUACUGAUACCAGGGGAGUUUUACAAGGGCGGAGUUAGUCUCAGUCCUCGCCCACUGGAAGGCGAAGAGGAAGAGGUCAAGAAGACUAAACUGAGGAAGUUUAUGGUAGGAUGCAAGGUUGCCGAAUACGAUGUCGCUGUCCUUUACCUCGAGCAAGCUGGAUAUAAUCUCGAAAGCGCAAUGACUGCCUUUAAAGCCGACGAAAAGUGGGAGAAGGACCAUCCCCUGCAGGCCGCAAAGAAAGGAAAGCAGCCUGCGCCGCAAAGUUCUGGAAAGCGGAGAUGGUUUGGCGGAAGUGGAGGCGGAAUCACAGGCCAACUAUAG